This is a messenger RNA of Asparagus officinalis (garden asparagus), 1401 nucleotides long. RefSeq lists its product as uncharacterized. The record is from RefSeq and is a predicted model, not a curated record. The coding region runs from base 1 to 1401 and encodes 466 amino acids. NCBI's taxonomy places the organism in Eukaryota, Viridiplantae, Streptophyta, Magnoliopsida, Asparagales, Asparagaceae. The transcript has 3 exons.
AUGGAUAUAUUUGAAGGAAACCCAUAUGCAAAAUUUCUGCGGAAACUAAAUAAUUUUCCAUCUCUUGAAGACUUCAAGAUCAUUAUAAAUAGAGAUGCUGCAGUAGAUCAACGUGUUUACAACUCGCCAACAGUGGAUCAGGUUGCAGCUGUCUGGAUAGAGGGAAAUAAUGAUAAUGUUCCGUAUGAGAGAGAAAUAGUUGUCCAUUCACACUCUGGCAAGAAUCAUCAAGUUAAGCACUAUUUUGGUUGUUAUGAUCCUUUACAAUAUCCUUUACUCUUUCCAGGCGGAGAUGUAGAAGAUAUAUUUAAGCGAGAAAGGGAAGGUGUUAAAGCACCAAAGGCGGGAAGCGUCUCAUGUCGAGAAUAUUAUUGUUACAAGGUUAAGAUAAGAGACACUCGACAAUCUACUGUAUUAACAUCGGCAGGCCGGUUGUUCCAUCAAUAUGCUGUUGAUAUGUACAUAAAGCUUGAAACAACAAGACUUGAUUAUUUUAGAAAGAAACAAUCAGAAAUCAGAGCAGAGUUAUUCCAAGGCAUAGUCGAUAGUGUAGCUGCUGGAGAAGCAAAAGCAUGUCAAGUCGGAAGAAGAAUAGUUCUGCCAUCAUCAUUUAUUGGUGGUCCUAGAGAUAUGCGUCGUAGAUAUCUUGAUGCAAUGUCAUUAGUACAACGAUUUGGCAAACCAGAUAUUUUCAUCACAAUGACAUGCAAUCCUGAAUGGGAAGAAAUCACGGAGGAGCUACAUCCAGGACAGACACAUAAUGAUAGACCAGAUCUAACCUCAAGGAUAUUUAGAGGAAAAUUGCAAGACUUGAAAGAUCAGCUAUUUAAAAAGGAAAUCUUUGGAAAAGUUGCUGCCCAUGUUCAUGUCAUCGAGUUUCAAAAAAGAGGGUUGCCUCAUGCACACAUGUUGAUUAUUCUAAUGGGAAAACACAAAAUCGUCUCAUUAGAUCAUUAUGAUAAGUACGUAUCAGCAGAAAUUCCAAACCAUUAUGAAAAUCCAAUCCUAUAUGAACUGGUAAAAAAACAUAUGAUGCAUGGCCCUUGUGGAGAGUUAAAUAUGAAGAAUGUUUGCAUGCAAAAUGGCGAGUGUAAAUAUCACUACCCUAGAGAGUUUUCUCUGAUAUCACUACAAGCGAAAGAUGCUUACCCAGUUUAUAAAAGGAGCAAAAAUAACAGAACAAUGUUGGUUCGAAACAAAAUCCUUAAUAAUCAAUGGGUGGUACCUUAUAAUCCUUAUUUGUUGACACGUUAUAACUGUCACAUCAAUAUUGAAAUAUGCUCAGGCAUAAAAGCAGUUAAAUACCUUUAUAAGUACAUAUAUAAAGGCCAUGAUAGAGUAGCAGUAAACAUUGAGUACAAUGAAGGUGAAAAAGUUGUGAAUGAAAUCAAGAAUUUUUAA